Molecule: messenger RNA, 852 nt
Organism: Ostreococcus lucimarinus CCE9901
Lineage: Eukaryota; Viridiplantae; Chlorophyta; Mamiellophyceae; Mamiellales; Bathycoccaceae
Exons: 1
Coding region: 1-852 (283 amino acids)
Source: RefSeq, a predicted model, not a curated record
AUGGCGCGCUUAAAGUCUCCGCUCGAGGGAUGGACGCGACAGCGCUCGAUGACGAAAUCUGUGAGCGGGGCGAUGCUGAGCGCGUUUUCGCGCGGCGCGUCGUCGACGUCGACGUCAACGGCGCGGCGCGCGCCCGAAACGCGAAUAUACUACAAGUGUGACGAUGAGCGGACGCUUUCGGUGCGCGUGGAGACGGUGAUCGAGCGAGACUUGCUCGUCCCGCUGCUGUCCGUGCUGAACGAAAGCGAGCUCUACAGCGAGUGGUUGCCGCGCUGGACGACACCCACGCGUCUGGGCGUGCGCUCGAGCGAAAAAGUGGCGCAAGUCGGACGCUGUUCGCAGUUGGUGGUGAUCACGUGCGACGCGCCGUGGCCGUUAGAGACGAGGCAGGUGGUUUUGGACGCGCGCGCGUUCGACGAUAUGGAGACGAGCGGCGAUAUUGGGGUAUUACUGCGGACGAGAGAUUGCGAAGAUGACGAUAGGGUCCCGCCAAAACCGACGGACGAGGAUGUGACGCGCAUCGAUGUCGAUGGCGCGUUCUUAUUUCGGCGCGUGCCCGAUGGAUGGGAUCGAGUCGAGGGCGAGGAAGCGUGCGACGUCGCGCGUGAUGAUAUUUUAACCACUUUUGGGUUCACGGUGGAUCCGAAAUUAGAGUACAUUCCCACGUGGUUGCUGAAUUUCAUCGUCCGAACGGUGAUAGGCACUUUGUGGGGUGCGUUCAUUCGCGUCGCCGAGGAGGUUAGAGACGGGAAGCGACCGAUACACGCCGACGUCAUCGCGCAAAAGCGCGCGGUGCUGUACGACUGGAUUGAAGAGCGCGUGGAGCGAAUGUUCAUAGAUAAGCUAGAGUAG